Molecule: messenger RNA, 2246 nt
Organism: Apis laboriosa (Himalayan honeybee)
Lineage: Eukaryota; Metazoa; Arthropoda; Insecta; Hymenoptera; Apidae
Gene: Syn2
Product: gamma-1-syntrophin
Exons: 10
Coding region: 560-2098 (512 amino acids)
Cellular component (GO): intracellular anatomical structure; dystrophin-associated glycoprotein complex
Molecular function (GO): structural molecule activity; protein binding
Source: RefSeq, a predicted model, not a curated record
UCUAUUUUUUAUGAAUUAAGGUUUUUGAAUAUAUCGUAUAUUAUAGUUUUAUCAAAUAAUGCAUAAAAUUUAAAUAACAUUCGAAUAAUUGAUAUUAAGAUUGCAAUUUUCAAUUUUUGUGUUUCCCGCAAUUUGAAGCAAAUGAAAUACCAUUGAUGCGCGCUGCAUUGUAUAAAUCGAUGCGUCUCAGCCGCGGGCUUUUAGCUACUUUUAGCCUACUCCAAUUUUUCUGCGUCCCGGUUUACGAGGUUUUUGCUUCAUUCGAGUGUUUUAAAACAUCAUAAUGUAUAAUUUGAAAAAUAAAUAAUGUGUCUUAUAUUAAAAUACUCUCGAUUAUAUAUAUUUUAUGAAUAUGUUGAUGCAUUUUUUUUAAUAAGCAAUAAGAAUAUGAUCUCAUUUUUUCAUUGUUCAAAUACUUGUCAUAAUUGUGUUGAACAAUUUGUGUGAAAUUAAUAUGUUCCUUAUUAUACCACCAAUUUAUCAAACUUUAUCAACCCCGGCAAUUUGCGUUCAGCAAUACGGGGAUUUGCAUUUAUUAGUUGCAUAAUUAUAUUAAAUAAUGAGAAUCAACGCAACGAAAAUGAGUACUCCGAUCGAGGAGAAGAUUGAUCAGAAAUUGAAGGUAAGAACAGGGAUGGUGAGUGUUAGUGAUGGAAAAAGUAAACCAGUACCAAUGCGUUUACAUCUGUCUAUGGAAGUUUUAAAACUUCAAAGAGAAGAUUUAGAGCAGACAGCGAAUCAUAAUAAACCACCAUUAGAUGCUAAAGAAAGAAUGGUACAAAUUACAAGACAAAAAGUUGGAGGCUUAGGAUUAAGUAUAAAAGGAGGAGCAGAACAUAAACUUCCUGUACUUAUAUCUAGAAUUUAUAAAGGCCAAGCAGCUGAUCAAUGUGGCCAACUAUUUGUAGGAGAUGCAAUUAUUAAAGUAAAUGGAGAAUAUAUAACUGCAUGUAAUCAUGAUGAUGCUGUCAACAUUCUAAGAAAUGCUGGUGAUAUAGUAGUUUUAACAGUAAAACAUUAUCGUGCAGCAAAGCCAUUUCUACAAAAAAAUGAAAAAGAAGAGAAAUUAGAUAAUGUUGCAAAUGGAGGAUCAGAAGAUGAAUGGUUAUCAUCAUCUAAUAGACAAAAUGAUAGUUCUAGAUGUGGUCAUAGUAGACAAAGUUCAAAUGCAUCUGCUACUUCAAUGCAAUAUAAAAAAUGGAUAGAUGUUAUAACAGUUCCAUUAAUGAUGGCUUAUGUAACAAGAUAUAUCUUUGGAACAGAUAAAUUAAGAAGAAAUGCGUUUGAAGUAAGAGGAUUAAAUGGUGCACGUACUGGUGUAAUUCAUUGUGAUGAUAGUGCCAUUUUAAGUCAGUGGUUAAAAUAUAUAACUGAUAAUAUUACAGGUUUAACGCAUUUACAGAUGAAAUUAUAUAACCGCAAUUUUGGAGUUGGUGAACGUAUAGAAUAUAUGGGAUGGGUUAAUGAAGCAGUAAGUAAUAGUAAUCAACCAUGGCAAAGUUAUAGACCAAGAUUUUUAGCAUUAAAAGGACCUGAUUUGUUAUUAUUUGAAACACCUCCUUGCAAUAUAGGAGAUUGGUCACGAUGUGCAUUGACUUUUAAAGUAUAUCAAACAAUGUUUCGCGUAAUGCGAGAAUCCGAAAAUGUUGAUGAAAGACAACAUUGUUUUUUAGCACAAAGUCCAGGUAAACCACCGCGAUAUUUAAGUGUCGAAACUAGACAAGAACUAUUAAGAGUAGAAGCAGCAUGGCAUACUGCAGUAUGUUCGGCUGUUACACAUUUGAAAAGUAAAACAUUUCCAGUUACUUUUAAUGGAAAAAGUGCAGGUUUGACUCUAGAAUGGACUCAAGGUUUUACACUUUCUUAUGAUGACAUUGGAGAGACUGUAUGGCGUUAUAAAUUUUCACAAUUAAGAGGAUCUAGUGAUGAUGGAAAAAGUAGAUUAAAAUUACACUUUCAAGAAUCGGAUAGUAUUGCUAUUGAGACAAAGGAAUUGGAAUGUUCUCAAUUGCAGAAUUUAUUAUUCUGUAUGCAUGCAUUUUUAACUGCAAAGGUUGCUGCAGUUGAUCCAACAUUUUUAACAUCAACAACUCCAUAAAAUUGAAGUAAGUAUUAUUAAAAAUGAAGUAAUUAAAAAUGAAGUAAGUAUUAUGCCAAAUAAAUCAGAAAAUGGAUCACUAUUCAAUAUUCGCAUAUUUGCAUAAACAGAAAUAUUCUAAUUAAUAAAUUAGAUUAAUAACAUAAAA